AGACAUGGAAGCGAGGCUGUCGCCGGCUGAUUCUGCACGUGUGGACAUUUUCGUCAUCUUUCCCGAUAUUCCGUGACUGUUUUUACAAGUUUACUAUAAGCAGAAUGUCCUGGCUUUUUGGCGUAAAUAAGGACAACCUCCCCCCUCCAAAUCUACCAAAACAGCUUCCCAUACCUCCUGCUGGCGGCGGCGAGGGGGACGGGAAAGACAAAGAUGAUGCUAAGAGGGAGGGAGGCAAAGGGGGAAAGCCGGUAUGGUCGAGUUUUGACCCUACAGGUCUGGAAAGAGCCGCUAAGGCCGCCAAGGAGCUGGAAAGAUCCCCACAUGCACAAAAAGCACUAGAUCUGGCAAAGUUACAAGAAUCCACUAAACAAUUGGAGAAACAGGAGAAAAUCAAGGAAUAUGAAGCAGGGAUAAAUCAGAUGCAGCUGGACAGAGUCAGGGUUGAGCAAGAGGAGAAACGGAAAACGCUUUCAGCAGAGACACAGCAACAUCAGCAGAGAGCACAGUACGAGGACCAGCUUGCGAGAAAGAGAUACAAUGAUCAGUUGGGUCAACAGAGGCAGAUGCAAGAGGAAAACUUGAGAAAGCAAGAGGAAUCUGUAAAGAGGCAAGAAGCUAUCAGAAGAUCAACGGUUGAGUAUGAAGCAGAGUUGAAACACAAAAAUGACAUGAAGAGACUUGAGGCUGAACUAAGGGGAAAAGCAAAAAUCGAGCGUGAAAACAAGGAUAUCAAUCUUGAGAAGAUCAGAGUUAAGGCAGCAGAACAGAGAGCAACAGUCUUGGAGUCCAUCAAGACUGCAGGGAGCAUCCUCGGUGCUGGAUUUGAUGCUUUUAUUUCUGACUGGGAUAAGAUCUCAGCAACCGCUGCUGGGUUGACAUUGCUUGCUCUAGGAAUCUAUACUGCAAAAUAUGGCACUGGUGUCACAGCAAGAUUUGUAGAAGCAAGACUUGGAAAGCCAUCGCUAGUUCGUGAUACAUCAAGAAUAAACCUUUUCAGUGCCAUAAGGCACCCUAUCAAGACAACAAAAAAGCUUUUUGUCAAUCCAGAGGAUUCACUGAAAGGAAUCAUCCUCAAGCCAAACCUCGAAGAGCAUCUGAGUUCCAUCAGCAUUGCUACAUCCAACACCAAGCGCAACAAGGGCAUGUAUAGAAACCUGCUGUUCUACGGACCCCCCGGGACUGGCAAGACUAUGUUUGCUAAGAGUCUUGCCCGACACUCUGGUAUGGACUAUGCCGUCAUGACAGGUGGUGACGUGGUACCGAUGGGUAAAGAGGGUGUCACUGCAAUGCACAAGGUGUUCGACUGGGCGGAGACGUCAAGGAGAGGUGUGUUGCUGUUUGUUGAUGAAGCUGAUGCCUUCCUGAGAAAAAGAAGUCAGGAAAAGAUCAGUGAGGACCUUCGUAGUACCUUAAAUGCAUUUCUGUAUCGUACUGGCGAGUCUUCGCGCAGGUUUAUGUUGGUGUUGGCUAGUAACCAGCCAGACCAGUUUGACUGGGCCAUCAAUGACAGGAUUGACGAGUUGGUGGAAUUUGGCCUUCCUAAUGUGGACGAGAGAGAGCGACUAGUGCGGCAGUAUUUCGAGGAGUAUUGUCUCAAGCCAGCAACAAGCGGCUCUCGCACAAGCCGGAUGAAGAUUGAUAACUUCGACUUCAACGCAAAGUGCCGUGGGAUAGCUGAGGUGACGGAGGGGUUGUCUGGUCGGGAAAUCGCCAAACUGGCCAUCGCUUGGCAGGCGAGUGCGUACGGCUCCAAAGACGGCGUCCUCACUGAGGCGAUCAUGGAUGAGCGGGUCAACGAGGCCGUGCGUCAGCACAAGCAGAAAGAGGACUGGCGCCUAGCUCCCGCUCCAGGCUACAGCGGUCAUGAGGACACCGUCACGUCACCCAAGAACUAGACCACGUGAUUAAUGUUACUAGUUGAUACCGCUGGUCUACGUUAUAGUAUUGAGCACGCGGACUUCUGCGCUUGGUGACGAUAGCGUGCGAUUCCAAUAAUUUAAAUUUUUAACUGAGGAAAACUGGGUAUGUGAUGGUUACCAAAUACAGGUCUGCGUAAUAACAAAUAUACGGGAUGGCGAAUAUGGAGAUACAAGACAAGUACGCAGGACAAUAAUUAAAGAGGAUUUCAUCUCAAGACACUUUUAUACUUGGCUCUGGGGAUUACGGUAUACGCAGUAUUGACGUCAUUAUCACCAUAAAAGGACUAAACGACUACGCGGUGAUGACGUCAUCAUCACCAUAAAAGGACUAAAACGGCUACGCAGUGAUGACGUCCUUGUCGACACGCACUCUGUGCAGGUUAAAGACAUUAUUGGAAAUGAUGAUCACCAUUAUAUAAAAAGAGCUAAUAAAAAAUGGAAAUAGA
Nematostella vectensis (starlet sea anemone) is the source of this 2368-nucleotide messenger RNA. RefSeq names its product ATPase family AAA domain-containing protein 3-B. The coding region runs from base 105 to 1898 and encodes 597 amino acids. The record is from RefSeq and is a predicted model, not a curated record. Gene Ontology annotation, biological process: mitochondrion organization. Gene Ontology annotation, molecular function: ATP hydrolysis activity; ATP binding; zinc ion binding. Gene Ontology annotation, cellular component: mitochondrion. The transcript is spliced from 17 exons. Lineage: Eukaryota; Metazoa; Cnidaria; Anthozoa; Actiniaria; Edwardsiidae.